AUGGGCUUCACGGUUUGGAAUGAUAAUAUCAUAAUUCUUGGAGGAAAAGGAGGACACGAUGGUGCUAUACUUGAUAAAGCUUUGAUGUACAACAUUACCACUGGUUGUAGCUCACUGCUUCCCAACAUGAUGAAGAAGCGAUGUGGUUGCACAGCAGUUACAGUUGGUGAUAACGUGUUUGCAGUUGGCGGUUUGGGAGAUGGAACUGGGCUGGAUUAUCUCAAAUCAUUGUUUGCUGUUCAGCUUUCUUCGUAUUUAUGUGUUCAGUUCCCAUUGCAAAAGGCAUUGGAUGUUGCCAAGUAUGUCAUCAGUCGUUUGACGUCAUUAUGCGAAGCGUUGCCGGGAGACAGGUGUGCAAAAUUCUUCAUUCCUGCUUGUGAAUGCUUGCCACGAUUCUGUAGAGCAUUUCCUCCACUUUCCGUGGAUACGUCAUCAUUGUUAUUGUUGAUUGGUCAGCUUGCAGCGUCACGUGCUGCUGAGACUUGUGACGACGAUCUAGAUCUUUCUCGUUAUUAUAACAUGAUUCAAGAUUUCCACAAGAAGACAACAGAAAACAGUGAAGUAUUGUUUGAUCAUGGUUUUGUUGAGCACGAGAAUGGUGUAAUAAAUGACAAAACGUUACAUUCCCUUCAACAUGAUGUUGUACCUCGUUCAAAACAUGUCUUACUUUAUGAAGUAGUGUGUAAAACAUUCAAACAACUAGUGAGUGCAUGUAUUUUGGAGAAAUAUGGCUUUACGACAGAAUUUACCGAUGUUUACCAAAAUACUCGAACUUCUUUGUAAUGAAACGUAUUUCAUAUGAAUGUAGGAAAAUGUAGAAUUGAACAAACAUUUUAAACUUUAGUUAUUCUGGAAAUGAUCUCAAGAUUUUUGUCGUUUCUUCCCCACGUUUAUUCAUAACUCGAAUGUUCUAAGCCAUUCUGCAUUUUGGCUAUUUUCCACAAACUAGAAUAAAGUUUCUAUGUUCAGCUAUAAUCUACCAUCUUUCCAAAAUAAUUUUGAAAUUUUGCCCUGACGAAAUGACAGCAUUUAAAAAUGUACUUUGUUGAUAGUAUACGCACCUUAUCAAAUAAACGCUUCACAUAUGUG
Molecule: messenger RNA, 1089 nt
Organism: Xenia sp. Carnegie-2017
Lineage: Eukaryota; Metazoa; Cnidaria; Anthozoa; Malacalcyonacea; Xeniidae
Product: integrator complex subunit 2-like
Exons: 3
Coding region: 1-783 (260 amino acids)
Biological process (GO): snRNA 3'-end processing
Cellular component (GO): integrator complex
Molecular function (GO): protein binding
Source: RefSeq, a predicted model, not a curated record